AUGGGGUACGAUUUGGAAAGGUUUGUAUGCUACGUGAACGAGGGUCUCCUGUGUGGCAUAUGUCACAACGUGUUGCUGCGGCCCCUCCAGGCCCCCUGUGAGCACGCUUUCUGCAGUGCCUGCAUUAGUAACUGGCUACUUGAUCACAACACGUGUCCUGAGGACAGGCAGCCGUUGGACGUGGACAGCCUUAAGCCUCUUUACAGGUACAUGCGUAAUGACCUCAACCGUCUGGAGAUUCGCUGCGUGAAUGCAAAUCGGGGCUGUGAAGUGGUGUGCAAGUUGGAGAACCUGCACACACAUGAAGAAGACUGUGACUUUGUUUUUGUGUCAAGCUCAAACCAAAUAUCGUAUUGUGCUGCAGGGUGUCCCACACAUGUCGAGAAGCGCAGUAUGGAGGCUCACCUGUCAGAAUGUAAAUUCUGUACUCGAAAGUGUCCCAGCGGCUGCAUUCUUCGCCCCUCCGAGCAGUCACGACAAAACUGUGUGGCUGAGCUACACACAGAAAUCAAAAUGCUGCGGACUAUGAUGCUGAGCAAGAAUGAAGCGGUGAGACAAGAGGUAGAGACUGCUGCUCUUUGGCAUAGCGCUCGACAAGCAUAA
Nerophis lumbriciformis (worm pipefish) is the source of this 603-nucleotide messenger RNA. Lineage: Eukaryota; Metazoa; Chordata; Actinopteri; Syngnathiformes; Syngnathidae. The record is from RefSeq and is a predicted model, not a curated record.